AUGACAUCAACUUCCUCAAUGUCUGAAACCUCAACCUUAUUCAAUAUAAGUAAUCGAAGUCCUCAUAACACGGAUUUUAACAACGGCACCAAUGAUCCUUCUAACGGGGUUGAUGUUCGACGAAGUUCCUUGCAAUAUAUAUUAAAUCAAAAUCAAGAUAUCAAUGUUCCUCCUCCUCCGCCGCCGAUGGAAAUGGAUAUACUGGAAAAUGAUCAAAUACUUUCUUCUGAUGAAUUUAAUUCUAUAUUUGAAUCUUUUGCUACUGUUGUUGAAGGUCAUAAUCAGAAUAACAACAAUAAUAUAAAUUAUUUUAAUGAAGAUGGUGGUUUGAAAGGUGUAAAUUAUAGCAAUGGUUUAUUGGAGGACGAACAGUUAGCCAAAGCUUUGAGUGUUAUCGCCAUGAUCUGA
Messenger RNA from Funneliformis mosseae, 408 nucleotides. Lineage: Eukaryota; Fungi; Glomeromycota; Glomeromycetes; Glomerales; Glomeraceae. The record is from the annotation of a GenBank genome assembly.